Messenger RNA from Lutra lutra (Eurasian river otter), 3792 nucleotides. RefSeq names its product phospholipase A2 group IVD (gene PLA2G4D). Gene Ontology annotation, biological process: glycerophospholipid catabolic process. The transcript has 21 exons. Bases 90 to 2483 code for a protein of 797 amino acids. Gene Ontology annotation, molecular function: calcium ion binding; calcium-dependent phospholipid binding. The record is from RefSeq and is a predicted model, not a curated record. Lineage: Eukaryota; Metazoa; Chordata; Mammalia; Carnivora; Mustelidae. Gene Ontology annotation, cellular component: cytosol.
CCCAUCCCAUUAGCAUAGUUGCUGACAGCCGUCCAGGGAGCUGGCCUCUUGGCAGGAGCUGGAUCUGAAGUGGAGCCAGAAGGGUUGGUAUGGAAAGACUGACAACUAGGGGACCCCCUGGCCAUCCUCACCAGGGGAAGGCCUCUGCCUGCUGGAGGCUCACGGUGAGGGUCCUGGAGGCACGGAACCUGGGCUGGACUGACCUGUUGAGUGAGGCAGACCCCUAUGUGACCCUAGAGCUGCCAACCGUCCCUGGAACAAAGUUCAAGACCAAAACAAUCACCAACUCCAGUCAUCCUGUAUGGAAUGAGACCUUCAGUUUCCUAAUCCAGAGUCAGGUCAAGAAUGUUCUGGAGCUAAAUGUCUAUGAUGAGGACUCAGUCACAGAGGACGAUGCCUGCUUCAGGGUUCUCUAUGACGUCUCAGAAAUCCUCCCAGGCCAGCUGCUCCGGAAGACCUUCUCCCUGCGUCCCCAGGGACAGGAGGAGCUGGACGUGGAGUUCAAGCUGGAAAAAACGUCAGACUCUCCAGAAAACCUCAUCACCAACAACGUCCUUGUGGCCCGAGAGCUGUCCUGCCUGGAUGUCUGUCUGGACCAUGCUGGGAGCACCACCACAGUCACGGACCAGGGCAAGCUGGAGCUGGAGCUGGUGCUGAAGGGGUCCUAUGAAGACACGCAGACAUCCGUGCUGGGUCCAGCCUCUGCCUUCCGCUUCCAUUACAUGGCAGCCCAGGAGGGAAAACUGAGUGCGCGUCUGAGGAGCUCUGCAAGUAACAGCUGGAGUUCAGACAAGUCAGCUUGGCAUCUCACUGUGCCCCUGAGGUCCUUGGCCGUAGGAAAGGAGGUGACCUUUCACAUUCCUACUACAAAUACCCCAGGAGUGAGGCUGCAGCUCAAGGCUGAGGGCUGCCCUAAGGAGCUGGAUGUGCACCUGGGCUUCGAUCUGUGUGCAGAGGAGAAAGCCUUCCUGAGCAGGAGGAAGCAGGUGGUGGCCAAGGCUCUCAAGCAGGUCCUGCAGCUGGACAGAGACCUACAGGAAGAUGAGGUCCCCAUUGUGGGCAUUAUGGCCACAGGAGGAGGUGCCCGGGCCAUGACCGCUCUCUACGGCCACCUGUUGGCCCUGCAGAAGCUGGGCCUCCUGGACUGUGUCACCUACUUCAGCGGCAUCUCGGGCUCUACAUGGACAAUGGCCCACCUCUACGGGGACCCCGAGUGGUCACAGAAGGACCUUGAAGGACCCAUCAAAUAUGCCAGGGAGCACCUGGUCAAGAGCAAGAUGGAGGUCUUCUCCCCGGAGCGCCUAGUGAGCUACCACCAGGAGCUGGAGCUGCGCGCGCAGCAAGGCUACCCCACGACUUUUGUGGACCUGUGGGCUCUCGUGCUGGAGUCCAUGCUGCACGACCAGGUGAUGGACCAGAAGCUGUCAGAACAGAGAACAGCACUGGAGCAGGGCCAGAACCCUCUGCCCCUCUACUUGAGCCUCAAUGUCAAAGAGAACAAUCUGGAGACCUUCGACUUCAAGGAGUGGGUGGAGUUUUCCCCCUAUGAGGUUGGGUUCCUGAAGUAUGGAGCCUUUGUCCCCAGCGAACUCUUUGGCUCCGAGUUCUUCAUGGGGCAGCUGAUGAGGAAGCUCCCUGAGUCCCGGAUCUGCUUUCUGGAAGGUAUCUGGAGCAAUAUUUUGUCCCUGAACUUGCUGGAUGUCUGGUAUGACUUCCUCAGCUCUGACGAUACCCGGAAGCAGCACCUCAAGGACAAGAUCAGGAACCUGGAGGUGUCUCCUGCCUCCUUGAAGACCUCCUCGUGGCUCGAGGCCUCAUGGCUACAACCCGGGACGGCACUGGCCAAGGCGUUUAAGGGCUUGCUGACGGGCAGGCCUCUCCACCAGCACAGCUGCAACUUCCUCCGGGGCCUUCAGCUGCACCGGGACUACUAUAGCCAGAAAGACUUCUCCACCUGGGCAGACUGCCCGCUAGACUCCACCGCUAGCCAGCUGACCCCUCAGGAGCCCCAGCUCUGCCUGGUAGAUGCCGGCUACUUCCUCAACACCAGCUGUCCCUCCAUGUUCCGGCCAGGCCGCAGGCUGGACCUCAUUCUCUCCUUUGACUACUCCCUACCCUCGUCCUUUGAGGCACUGCAGCAGACUGAGGCGUACUGCAGGGCCCGGGGACUGCCAUUCCCUCGGGUGGAGCCCAGCCCUCAGGACCAACACCAGCCACCAGAGUGCCACCUCUUCUCAGACCCCUCCUGCCCUGAUGCCCCGCUCCUGCUGCACUUCCCACUGGUCAAUGCCUCCUUCAGGGACCACUCAGCCCCUGGAACUUUCCCUAAAGCCAGAGAGAGGGCCGAGGAGUUCCAUGCAGAGUGGGCUGGGCUGAGGCUUAAGGCCACACCUGGCUCCACACCUAACAUGGGGCUUGAACUCAUGACCCUGAGACCAAGAGUUGCAAGAGUUGCUACAAUGCCCCACCAGCUGUGUUUUUAAAAGGCACAAGAAUAGCAAGGAUGAGAAUGACAAGGCGGCCAGAGCCCACAAAGGAAGAGUCCAGAGGCCAAACCAGAUCUCAGACCUUUAGCUCAUCACUCUCACCCCCAGAUAAAGAAAGUAACACCUGAGGAUGUAAUGGAACUUGGCCAAAGUCACACGACAAGCUCAGGACACUUGCUGUUCAUCUUGUGGUCAUUAUCCUUCUUUUAGGAAUGGUACCCAUUUCCUUGUGAGGAACACCCCUCUCCUCCAUUCUCAACCCAGGACCUUAGGGCUCUGACCGGCCACCCCCACUCGGGGGUGGGCGUGUGACUGGGCCUGGCAGUCAGACCCACAGAGCAGGCAACAGAGACUGGCUUAGAGACAAGUAGGUGAGGAGCCAGAGAGACACUGAGAGACUUUUUUAGGACUACAGAGAUGGGCACUUUCUCCCACUGGACUUGAACUUGGGCAGACCUGAGGCUGAAAUGAGUGCCACCAUCCGGCCAUGAGGAGGGAAGAGCCUCUCCAAGGAUGGAGGGAAGACAGAGAGGCCAGGUCCAGAGCUGUGUCAACAGUGUCAAGUCCAAGUUUAAAUCAGUCACCCUCCUGACUGUUCAAUCAUUCAUUCUAAUAUGUUCCUCUCCUCUCCCCCCAUUUUUUGGCUUAAUCUCACCUGAGUUGGCAUUUUUGUGGCCCACAUCGUGAAUCCUAACUAAUGUGUAAGAAACAAGAGUUUAAUGGAGAGGAGAAUGUUGGGCUCAGAACCUUGAGGUGAAGAAAAAGUAGGCCUUUGCUUCUGAGCAAUCAACGAAGAAUUUUAGGAUCAGGUUUAUACCCUGGAGCCACUUGUGCAUGUGUGUCCCAGGAGACAUGUACGAGGCUCUGGCAGCACUAGUCACGUUCCCCAAAAGCUAAAUCCAAAUGUCCAUCAAUAAGGGAAUGGAGAAAUAAAUUAGUAUUCUCAGACAGCAGAACACUAUACAGCAAGGGCAAAUAAUGAACUAUGAACUUUGAUGAACUAUGAACCUUAAUGAAAAAUGAACUUUGCACAGUGAUCUGGAUGAAUCCCCAAAAACAAAACAUAGAGUGAAACCAGAAAGUAUAGUUGCAUUUGGAUUAGUACCCAAAUAUCCAAAACUUAACAAUAUCUUAUUUAGAGUCAUACAUGUAUGUAGUAAACAUAUAACUGACGUCAGGAGAAUGAUAAACACAAAUUCACAUUAGUUGUUACCCUUGCAGGGAAGUUAUGAUCACUGAGGGGCACACCAGCAGCUUCAUCGGCAAUAUUCUGUGUCUCCAGCUAGGUGGGGGUGGGGGGAGCCGG